Jatropha curcas is the source of this 2290-nucleotide messenger RNA. RefSeq names its product XS domain-containing protein / XS zinc finger domain-containing protein-like protein (gene SGS3). Gene Ontology annotation, biological process: regulatory ncRNA-mediated gene silencing; defense response to virus. Lineage: Eukaryota; Viridiplantae; Streptophyta; Magnoliopsida; Malpighiales; Euphorbiaceae. The record is from RefSeq and is a predicted model, not a curated record.
AAAAGUUCCGUAUCUCUCGCUUUCUUUCUACGCAUUUUCCAUUUCUGUUUAGCUCUCAGAGGCAUUUCUCGCUCUUUCAGUCUAACCCUUGGUGAUAGCGGCGCGUGUUCUGCCAUCUCCGGCUGGUUUUACCGUCAACUCUGUCGUUUUCAGGAUAUGAGUUCAAGAGGAGGGGGUGGAAAGCCUUUGCUUUCUGGUGGUGGUAAUAAUUCAUCAUCCAAGGGAAAAAAGGCAUCUGAAGUCUCUGUCCCUAAGGUUGGGGAGUUGAGUCAAGGUGUUGCAGACAUCAGUUUGGAUGCAGCUCAGGACAAUGGGGAAUGGGAGGUUAUAUCACGUAAGUCUAAGAACAGAGCUGGAAGCAGUGCUGCAAAACCUUGGGGUACACAGAAUUCUAAUCCUAAAGCAUGGGGACAUCCAGAUGCAGUACCGAAACUAGGUGCACAGAGUAAUGGUGGAUCAGGAAAGCUAUCUGGCAAUGCCUGGACAACUCAGGCUUUUGAUUCUAAGAGAUCUAUUGGCAGAGGAAAUACCAGGCCUCAGUCAUCCAACAAGAAUAGCUAUGUGGCUACUCAACCUGUAACACAACCUGUAAUUCUCCCACCUCUGCAGCAUGGAUGGAAUUGGCAAUCUAGAGCUGGUGCUAGUGCUCCAAAGGGUUCAGAAGAUGGCCAGAAGAAAGAUGAUGAUAUUUAUGUUAACAAGGAAAAUGAUGAUGAUGAAGAAGAUGAUGAAGAUGAUGAUGGCAUGGAUGAUACAGAUGAUGAGCUUCUUAGUGAUGACUUUGAUUCCGAUGCUAGUCAACAGAGUCAUGAGACUCGCAAGAAAAGCAGAUGGUUCAAAAAAUUCUUUGAGAGUUUAGACAGUUUGACUGUUGAGGAGAUCAAUGAGCCAGCGAGACAGUGGCAUUGUCCAGCUUGCCAAGGUGGUCCUGGUGCCAUUGACUGGUACAGAGGCCUGCAGCCCCUGAUGACACAUGCCAAAACAAAGGGAUCAAAAAGGGUGAGGCUCCACCGUGAGCUUGCAGAACUCCUGGAUGAGGAAUUACAUAGAAGGGGGACUUCGGUUAUUCCAGCUGGUGAAGUAUUUGGUAAGUGGAAAGGUUUAAAAGAUGAGGAAAAAGAUCAUGAAAUAGUUUGGCCUCCGAUGGUUAUCAUUAUGAAUACAAGACUUGAACUAGAUGAAAAUGAGAAGUGGAUUGGAAUGGGCAAUCAAGAGCUUCUUGACUUCUUCGGUGGGUAUGCUGCUGUGAAGGCUAGACACUCUUAUGGUCCACAGGGGCACCGUGGGAUGAGUGUUCUGAUAUUUGAGAGCUCUGCUAGGGGUUAUUUGGAAGCUGAGCGUCUGGAUAAGCAUUUUGCAGAACAGGGAACUGAUAGAAUUGCUUGGGAUCGUCGUCGGGUCUUAUUCCAUCCUGGUGGGAAGCGCCAACUCUAUGGUUACAUGGCAACAAAGGAAGACUUGGAUUUCUUCAAUCAGCAUUCACAAGGGCGAUCGAAGCUGAAAUAUGAUUUGAGGUCAUACCGUGAAAUGGUUGUCCGCCAAAUAAAUCAAAUGAGUGAGGAUAACCAGCAACUGAUUUGGCUGAAGAGCAAGGUUGUAAAAGAGCAAAUGCGCACCAAGACUCUUGAGGAAUCUCUGGAAAUAGUCUCUGAUAAACUGCGCAAAACUACUGAAGAGAACCGUAUUGUGAGGCAGAGAACUCAGAUGCACCAUGAACAGAGCCAGGAAGAGUUGGAUUAUCAAGAGCAAUUUUUCAAGGAUCAACUCAAUUAUAUCCAUCAAGCAAGGGAUGCAAAGGAAGAGGAUUUUGAGAAACUGCAACAGGAGGAACGUGAGAAAGCAAAGCAAUUGAGUGCAAAUCCUUCAAAUGCAGAGGAAUAUAGACGCAGGGUAGAAGAAAUGGAGAAAUUUAUACAAUUCCAAGACAAGGAGAUGGAAGACUAUGUAGCUGAGAGAGAUGGGCUGAUCAAAGCACACGAGGAGAAGUUUGCCGCGAUGAAGAGGAGGCACUGGGAGGAAGAGAUGGAAUUGGAAAAACAGUUUGAUGCUGAACUAACAUCCCUGAUGGGGAAGUACAGCCCACAUCCCAAUGAAGGCUCCGCUUAGUAUUUGAUGUUCCGGGGUAAGAAUAUAGAGAAAAAUAGCAGAGCAACCUUUGAAUGGAAGAGCUGACACAAAUUAUUAUCUAAAACUUCCUCAAAGAAUGGAAGACAUUUUGACCGUCUUUGGAGUACAACUUGCAAAGAAUAGGAAAUAUGUGAAAUUCAAAAAAAAAAAAAAAAAAAAAAAC